Molecule: messenger RNA, 3225 nt
Organism: Lethenteron reissneri (Far Eastern brook lamprey)
Lineage: Eukaryota; Metazoa; Chordata; Hyperoartia; Petromyzontiformes; Petromyzontidae
Product: dehydrogenase/reductase SDR family member 4-like
Molecular function (GO): carbonyl reductase (NADPH) activity
Source: RefSeq, a predicted model, not a curated record
ACAAUGCAGUCAUAACCCCACUUUCUCCUCCGAUCCACCACCCUCAUCCCAGCCCUCGCUCUACAACCCUCGCCCUCUCUCAGCCUCAUCUGACUCAACUAUAACCCACGUGCGCCUCUGCCAAUUGCGCCCUCGCGACGUGGCUGGGUUCAGAUGGCUGCUGCUGCUGCUGCAGAUGGUGGCCCUGCCAGACAUCAGCCGCUCGCCGGCAAAAUAGCCGUGGUCACGGGCUCCACGUACGGGAUCGGGCUGGCCAUAGCGCGCAGGUUGGCCCAGCAUGGCGCCCACGUGGUCGUGAGCAGUCGUACCGAGGAACACGUGGCCCACGCUGCCGAGGAACUCAACGCCGAGGGCCUGAACGCCACGGGCAUCGUGUGCCACGUGGGGGAUGCCGCUCAGCGCACAAGGCUCAUCAAAGAGACUGUGAGCAAGCUGGGAGGGCUGGACAUCCUCGUGCUCAACGCGGCAGUGAACCCGUACGUCGGACCCCUCCUCAACGCCACCGCGGAGAUCUGGGAUAAGGUGCUGGAUGUGAAUUUAAAAGCCCCGUUCCUCUUGGUGAAGGAGGCCGCUCCUCACAUGAAGGAGCGAGGGGAAGGUGCGGUUGUAUUCAUCUCGUCUGUCACCGCUUACUUCCCAAACGAGGACAUAGGCCCCUACUGCGUGAGCAAGACGGCUCUGCUGGGCCUCACCAAAGCCCUGUCGCGGUCGCUUGCCGCCAUGAACAUCCGCGUGAACAACGUGGCGCCCGGGCUCAUCGAGACCGGCUUCAGCGCCGGCCUGGUAAAGGAUGAGAAGAUGAUGGAGAUGUUCAGAAAAGUUACCGCCAUUCCCAGGGCUGGCUCCCCCGAGGAGGUGGCGUCCCUCGUCUCGUUCCUGUGCUCCCGGGAUGCCGGCUACAUCACGGGGCAGACGAUGGUGGUGGAUGGAGGGGGCAUCUCGCGCCUCUAGCGCCCUGCACAACGCAGCCUACACCCUGCGCGAUACAAUCUACCGUCUCUACCCUGCUCUCCACAUGAUGCACCCUACAUCCUGCGCAGUGCACAAAGCAUCCUGCAUGAUGCUUUCUUCACAACGUAUCCAAUCUCACUGCACCUUGCACAAUACAGCCUGCAACCCAGCCCUCUGCUUCGUAGACCUAGCUCGCUUCCUGCACAGUGCACCCCAUUUACCAGCACCCUGCAAUCGGCACGCUUCACCCGUCUCUCUGUGGUAGCAGCUCCUCCCUGCACCACCCGGCUGACUCCACUGCAUGCCGCGUUCUGCACGUUGCCUCAAGGGCGUGUGGGUAAAGCAUUCCCGUGGUAAUUAUUCAAACUAUAACUUUUUAUUUCACCAGGUAAAUUACUUAUAUAACUCUUUUUAGAAGCAAUCUGGCCACAAAUGAUAGUUCAACGGAGUGGCUUAUCUUGUAGAAAUGUAUUGCAGAAAAAUACUCUAAACGCAUGUUUCUAAAUGUAGAGGGAAAAACCAGAUAACCUGGAGAACAAUCCUCGCAACCACGGGGAGGGAGAGAGACAUGCAAACUCCAAAUAUUCAGGUGUCACGGUCCGGAUCGAACCCACGACCUCCUGCAAACUAGGUGAGGGAGUUAACAUUUCACCACCGUGGCGCCAUUAUUUUGUACCAGGUUACACAGUAACAGACUCGAACGAAGACGCAGUCCCUCCACAUGGCGUUUAACAGUUUGUGGGGCAAGCAAGUGCUGUUAGAGCACUUUUUUAGGCCAGCAAGUUAUAUGAGGGGCGUGGGUGGUCAGUUUUACCCAGGAUAGCCACACUGAGUCUCAUGACUUUUCAGGAGAGUCCUGCCAGGAUUUCCCAGCGAUGAUUGCUAUGCACAGUAUAUUCCAACUGAGUAAUUUGCGGGCAAUUUUAUUAAAAUCUGGUCCAUUAUGCUGGGACCUUCAACAUCCGCUCGGAAGCAGACGGCACGUGGUGUCUUUGCGGUGAACACGCUUGUAGCAUUAAACAGGGCGGCCGCUGGAUUAGAACCGCAAACCUCCGCGACAAACGGCGAACGCACUACUGUGACAGAUACACAUGUCGAGUGUGUAAUCACUCAACAUGUGUGAGUGAUUACGCACAACAACAUUGCGUUGAGUAAUUAUACAACAAUGUUGAUUCCACACAACAAUGUUGUAUUGAGUGUAAUUACACGCAACAAUGUUGAUUACACCACGUUUUAUUGAGCGUAAUUACAACAAUGUUGAUUACACACAACGUUGUGUUGAAUGCAAUCACAACAACGUUGUGUUGAGUAAUCACACGCAACAAAGUUGUGUUGAGUGUAAUCAGAAUGUUGUGUAAUUACACACAACAAUGUUGAUCACACACGUUUUAAUGAGUACAGUAUAAUUAAAACACUGUUGAUUACACACAAUGUUGUGUUGAGUGUAAUCACACACAACGUUGUGUUGAGUAAUACAGAUAGUCCCCGAGUUACGAUGGUCCGACUUACGAUAUUUCAAUCUUACGAUGGCGAUACGACAAAAUUGUUAAAUAUUUUGAAUUUCGCGCGGCAGACAAACGCAGCAGCGUACGAGGUACGAUGCUGUACGUUGGGGCGCUGCCGAGAUGUAUGCAUCUCCCGCCUUGUGUGAUGCAGAUAGGAUUGUUUCCUGAAAAAAACUUCCUAUUAAAUUGCAGUUCAUAUAGGUAGGCUCAUAAUUUACCUUGUUUUUUACUGUGCAAUACAGUAUUGUAAUUAAUAAAUACAUACAGUAUAUAGUUUUUACAGUACGCCACUGUAAAUUGCUCUGUUUUGCAAAAUUAUCACCAUUUUUUAAGACUCCUGGGUAGGCAAGGCCAUCUUCGACUUACGAUAUUUUUGACUUACGAUGUGGGUCGUCGUAACGCAUCUCCAUCGUAAGUAGAGGACAACCUGUAUCAUCACAGGCAACAAUGUUGAUGACACACGGGGUCCAAUAGAGGGCGCCGUAGUCGUGGUACGGGGACGCGAGUUAUGAACGCCACUCCGGCGCUGUAAAGCGAUCAGAACCGGAAUAUUUAUUUGUACACUGGAGGAAUCCGAUGAGCUAUGCAGCUCUUUCUCACAGACGUCCAGCGUCUUGGCCGUCACGAUAGAACGAUUAGAACGAGGCCGUUAAACGUGGAGGUAUAAAUGAGGGUGAUGCUGGUAGGAACCUCCUGGUUACACCAGCCCACAGGGGAUUAUUGUGUCCGUCCGUCGUGCAUCCAAAAAUGGGAGGGGUGGGGCUGGGUG